Coregonus clupeaformis (lake whitefish) is the source of this 705-nucleotide messenger RNA. RefSeq names its product leucine zipper protein 2-like. The record is from RefSeq and is a predicted model, not a curated record. The transcript is spliced from 7 exons. NCBI's taxonomy places the organism in Eukaryota, Metazoa, Chordata, Actinopteri, Salmoniformes, Salmonidae. The annotation marks the transcript as partial.
UGCUCUGUCAGAGCCACUGGGUUGCAUCUGUCUGCCUCUCUCUGCGUAUGUGUGCGUGCGUGAGUGCGCGCAGGCAAGCGAUUGAGCCAGUGAGUGAGCAAGCUAGAGAGGGAGAGAAAGGAGAAAGGAAAGCAAUCGAGAGGGAGAGAGAGAAUCGGAGUGUGAGUGCAAGACAAAGCUAUGAAAUUAAUCAGAGCUAUUUGCCUCCUGCUUCUUUGUCCAGCUUUGAGCCUCAACACUAGACAAGGCUAUGAGGGGCUGGAGCAGAAGCUGAAGGAGGUCUUCACCGAGCGGACUGGCAUCCUGCGUCAACUCUCCAAGACUUCAAAGGAACUGGACAGCAUAAAAGGCAACCUUCAGACACUGAAAAAUGACGACUCUGUGGCCAAGAAGGAUGUCCAGAGAAUCCUGGAGCUCAGCCACAAGCAGAGGGAAGAGAUGAAGUCCCUCCAGGCUGCCUUGCAGAAGCAGCUAGACGAGGCAACGGAGCAAGCCGAGAAACAGCAGGCCACAAUCAAGUUCCUCAAGAUGGAGAUGGAGAAAAAGACCAAAAUAAUCAAGGACCUGCAACAGGAGAACAAGAGCUUGAAAAAUAAACUGCUAUCUGGCAACAAACUGUGUGAUGUCCAUGCAGAAGAGUCCAAGAAAAUCCAGGCUCAACUGAAAGAGCUGCGGUAUGGGGAAAAAAAGGAUUUAAUUUUCAAG